CCGCUCCCCCCCCCCCCCCCCGCUGCCCGCCGGAUUUGUAGGAGUUUCCGAUGCCUUCUGCGUGUGUGAGGAUGUUCUGGCUGCUUUUGUGCCUGCCUGUCUGUUCCUUGGCUCAGCGCUCAGAACCCAUGUUCUCAGCCAUAACCAAGACCGUUCUUCCCCCGGACUUCGAAAACAACCCCACUCAGCUCAACUACGGGGUGGCCGUCACCGACGUAGACGGGGAUGGGGACCUGGAGAUAUUCGUAGCGGGCUACAACGGCCCAAACCUGGUGCUAAAGUACGACAAGCACCAGAAAAGGCUUGUCAACAUCGCUGUCGACGACCGCAGUUCCCCAUUCUACGCCCUCAGAGAUCGUCAGGGCAACGCCAUCGGAGUGACAGCAUGUGACAUAGAUGGGGAUGGACGGGAGGAGAUUUAUGUACUUAACACCAAUAACGCUUUCUCUGGUCGGGCGACAUAUUCUGACAAGCUGUUCAAGUUCCGCAACGGACGCUUUGAGGAUCUGCUGAACGAUGAUAUCAAUGAGCACCGGGACGUGGCCAACCCGAUGGCCGGGCGCUCAGUGGCCUGCGUGGACAGAAAGGGCACGGGGCGGUAUGCUAUCUACAUCGCUAACUAUGCCAGCGGGGACGUGGGUCCUCACGCUCUCAUUGAAAUGGACGAGGCAGCCAGUGACCUUUCGCAAGGCGUCGUCGCCCUCUCCAAUGUGGCCGAGCAAGCCGGAGUCAACAAGUUAAUUGGGGGAAGAGGUGUUGUGGUGGGGCCCAUCGUCAGUCAAACUCUGUCGGACGUCUUUUGCGACAAUGAGUACGGAUCCAACUUUCUGUUCAGGAAUAAUGGAGAUGGGACUUUUACUGAUGUGGCACAGCAGGCUGGUGUUGAAGACCCCAUGCAGCAUGGAAGAGGGGUGGCUCUGGCAGACUUUAACCGAGACGGCAGGACGGACAUCGACAUAGCCUCUCAGAAGUUUUCCAUGCCGUCCCCGGUCCGAACCGUCAUCGCUGCGGACUUCGACAAUGACAAUGAGCUGGAGGUCUUCUUCAAUAACAUCGCCUACAGAGGCCCCUCUGCCAACAGGCUCUUUAGGGUGAGCAGGAGAGAACAUGGGGACCCACAAAUAGAAGAGUUAAACACGGGGGAGGCUGCAGAGCCCGAAGGACGAGGAACCGGAGCUGUAGUGACUGAUUUUGAUGGGGACGGGCGUCUGGAGCUGCUGGUGUCUCACGGGGAGAGCGCAGCUCAGCCGCUCUCUGUGUACAAAGUCAACCAAGGCCUCACUAACUCAUGGCUGCGAGUGAUUCCUCGGACCAAGUUUGGUGCUUUUGCCAGGGGAGCUAAAGUGGUGGUGUACACGAAGAAGAGCGGCCCACACACACGGAUUAUCGAUGGGGGCUCAGGAUACCUGUGUGAGAUGGAGCCCGUUGCCCACUUUGGCCUUGGUAAGGACGUGGCCACCAAUGUUGAAGUGUACUGGCCAGAUGGCCACUCAGUAGCCCGGCCGCUGGACCCUUCAGAGAUAAACUCUGUGCUCGAGAUCCAUUACCCAAGAGAGGAGGAUGAAGUUACUCCUACAGUUGAAAUAGAGUGUGGUCAUGGGUUUGCUCUGAAUGAAAAUGGCCGUUGCACAGAUAAAGAUGAGUGUACCCAGUUCCCCUCUGUGUGCCCCCCCGACCGCCCUGUGUGCACCAACACCUAUGGCAGCUAUAAGUGUCGCGCCAAGAGGAGAUGCAACCAGGGCUUUGAGCCCAACGAUGAUGGGUCAGCCUGUGUGGCCCAGGUGGCUUACUUUGGGGGGACGCUAUCUUCUGGGGAACGUUGCACUUUCCACGGUCUUUCUUUCUCUGUGGUCCUCCUCACCUCCACCUAUCUGCAGACAGGACUGCUGUAG
This is a messenger RNA of Menidia menidia (Atlantic silverside), 1892 nucleotides long. Lineage: Eukaryota; Metazoa; Chordata; Actinopteri; Atheriniformes; Atherinopsidae. The record is from the annotation of a GenBank genome assembly.